Oryzias latipes (Japanese medaka) is the source of this 2730-nucleotide messenger RNA. NCBI's taxonomy places the organism in Eukaryota, Metazoa, Chordata, Actinopteri, Beloniformes, Adrianichthyidae. The record is from RefSeq and is a predicted model, not a curated record.
UGUGAAAAAGGUCUAUUGAGAAUGUCUUUAUGUACUUGCCGUGCACGCGCGUUAACCCAGGAUUACCAAGUCGAGCGUUAUUACGCUAACUCAUAUUCGGUCUGUUGGAACCGACAUGCCUAGAGUAAACAAGUUCAUGCGGAUGUCAGCCAUAGUUCAGGGUUAAAGUCAGGGUAGUUUAAACCUGGAAUACCCCCCAGGACAGUCGAAAACCAAGAAGAAAAAACAACCUUCAGUCUCUAUUCAGUCUCAAAAUGAAAACAAUGCUUUUUUUUUAUCUCUCCAGGGGGGAAUUCCAGGAAGAAUGUUUAAACUACACUGACUUUCAUCUUUCUUGAAUACCCCCCAGUACAUUUAAGUUGAAGCAUUUAAAUCAUAUCUAUAAUUUAUGCAAAACAGCAAGUUUUUGUUUUUCAUAAGUUGUAUUUAAUAUUAAUACUUCCUGGGUAAGCGAGUUAUACUUUUGUAGAUCCAUUUAAAAAAAGAUUCAGCUUCACUUUAUUUGUGAUUUUAAAGUUGUUGGUUUUUAGGUCAUGUGACCCGGAAGUAAACAGUACGAGGCGUUAGCCGUCUUAGCAUGUUUUCAGAGGACAAUGGUGUUUUGUUUGGACGUUUGUGAGUUACUUUGUACAGAAAGAACGAUACACGGUUUGUGUCUUAACUCUCAGCAUUUUCUAAAGUGUCGUAAAUUAGCGAAUAAUUUUUAAAUGUAAGGACAACCUGUUUGUGAUUGUGAGACCAGCAGAUGUUUGGAGCUACGGUGACGAGGACGGCGGUGUUAUCGUAGGUUAGUAGUGGGAGUUCGAGCUGAAGAUCGGAGCAGCUGCGUAACGAUGUCUUCACUUCUGUCUCUGAGAGAGUUUAUCAGCGAGCGACUAGCUGCUGCUGCUGAAGAAAUCUUCAGACACUGUGAAGGAACCAUCGUCCAGUACGAGCAGGAGCUCUGUCGCCAGCGCAGACUGCUGGAUAUCACCAGGAAUCCACGGCUUCAGCUCCACGCAAUAGUCCUUCCUCCAUAUUAUGCGAGUGAAAGUGUAGAUCAGCAGAGGAACUCCAGAGUGGAAAAGGAAGAACCAGGACCUCCACAAGUUGAAGAGGAACAGAAGCAAACAGAACCUCCGCAGUUUAAAGAGGAACAGGAGGAACAAGAACCUCUGCAGAUCAAAGAGGAAUUGGAGGAACGAGAACUUCAACAGAUUGAAGAAAAUUGGGGGGAACUACAACCUCUACAGAUUAAAGAGGAGCAAGAAAAGCUUUGUAUUAGUCACGAUGAAGAUCAGCUUGAAUUGAAGCAGGAGACUUAUACUUUGAUGGAGACUUCUAUCAAUGAGGAAAAUGAGCACAAUAUAGCAGAUCAAAACAAUCGACAGAGCUUUAAUAUAACUGAUAAUCAGGAUGAAGAACGAAGCCAACAUGAAGAGUCAUCAACUACAGAUGGAGAGACAGAUCCACAGAACAAAAAUCUGAAAAAGAGAAGAGAUGUAAGUUGUGACCAAAAUAUAUACAGCUCUCACAUGUUAGAAAGUCAGAAAUCCAAUACGGCAACUUUGGUUAAACAGCACAACCAAAUCCUAAACAAAAAGAUACCUUCAUAUAUAAAGUCAGGUAAAAGCUCAAGAAUUGUUAGUAAUCUCUGUGUCUACAGGAGUACUGAGUCUGAUAAAAAAACCUUAUGACUGUAAAGAAUGUGGUAAAAGUUUUAGUUGGUGGUCUCAUUUUAGAGUUCACAUGAGAACCCAUAUAGGAAAUAACCCCUUUUCUUGUGAAGAAUGUGAUACAAGUUUUAGUCGUUUAUCUCAUCUGAAAGCACACAUGAGAACUCACACAGGAGAGAAGCCUUUUUCGUGUAAAGAAUGUGAUACAAGUUUUAGUGACAUGCAUAAUCUCAAAGCACACAUGAGAAUUCAUACUGGAGAAAAGCCUUUUUCUUGUGAAAAAUGUGAAACAAGGUUUCGGCGUUUAUCUCAUCUGAAAGCACACAUGAGAACUCACACAGGUGAGAAGCCUUUUUUGUGUAAAGAAUGUGACAAGAGUUUUGGACAGAUAUUUGGCCUCAGAAGACACAUGAGAACCCACACAGGAGAAAAGCCUUUUUCUUGUAAAGUAUGUGAUAUAGGUUUUAGUGACUUAUAUAAUCUCAAAGCACACAUGAGAACUCAUACAGGAGAAAAGCCUUAUUCCUGUGAAGAAUGUGAUACAAGUUUUAGUCGUUUAUUUCAUCUGAAAACACACAUGAGAACUCACACAGGUGACAAGCCUUUUUCUUGUAAAGAAUGUGACAAAAGUUAUUAUGUAAAAUCCCAUCUCAAAAGACACAUUAGAACUCAUACAGGAGAAAAGGUUUUUUCCUGUAAAGAAUGUGAUAGAGGUUUUAGUCAAAUGUCUAGUCUCAAAAGACACAUGAAAGCUCACACAGCAGAUGUGCCCUUUUCUUGUCAAAAAAUUUAAUCAAUAAUUCCCUGUCCCAGCUGAACAACACAAAGUUAUGGUGACAUAGUUGUUUUGCAAUGUUCUCCAGUGACACAGCUUAGUAAAAUAUUUACACCAUUUCCCCAAAUAUGCAUUAAUGAACAAACAAAUAGACUGAUGUUUUCUCUUUUGUUCAUGUGAUUUCUGUUUUCUAGUAGAGAUCAGAGAUGUUUAGCAGUUCUAUGUAGUUUUCAGUGUUCUGUCCCAAUCCUUAAUGUGCAGAAUAAAGUGGCUGUGAACAUCAGUAUGAAGUGUGGAGUC